CCUAUAGUUACUGAACGCAGUGCUCAACAAGUUUUGUCGUUAUCUUGGUAACCGAAUUAUAACAAUUUUGAUUUCACCUACAAGUCAAGUUUGGUUUUGAUUAUCAUAUUUGUGAAAAAUGCCACCAAAGAAGAAGGGUGGAGGAAAAUCCACAGUUAUCGAUGGCGUCGACACAUCCUCCAUGACUCGAGAACAGCUAGAAGUGUUCUGCCUACGCAUCAAAGAAGAAAACGAACGAGAGAGAGAGGAGAGAAAUUUUUUCCAACUAGAAAGGGAUAAGCUCAGAACCUUCUGGGAAAUAACUAGGAAUGAAUUGGAGGAGGCCAGAGCUAAAAUCAGAAACAAGGAGAGGCAGAUAGAAGAAAAUACAGAAAAAAACGAGGAAAUCUUGAAAUUCUACAAGCAGAAAGUGAAACAUCUACAGUACGAGCACGAGAACGACCUCACCGAGUGCAAAGCCGAAUCGUUGGUGUCCUUGAAGAGGGCGGCCGACAACCAUCUGGCCCAGGAGAAGGAACUGUUGGCCGACAAGAUAGCCCUGAAGAACAAGGCUCAGGAACAAGAGCUCAACCAUCAGGACCAAGUCAGAAAUUUGAAAUUGCAACAUAGCGAGGAAAUAAGCAAGGCAAGGAGCGAUUUCGAUGGGAAGUCGAAGGAGUUGGAGCUUAAAUUCGAGAGAAAAUUCUCUGAGCUCACCAACGAGCUGAAUCUGAAACACAGCAUGGAAAUAGCGGAAAUCGAGGAGAGGAAGAACACCCAGCUGAACGCGCUGACCAAACAGCACGACGAGGCUUACAGCGAGAUGAAGAUGUACUAUAACGACAUCACCCUCAACAAUUUGGCCCUCAUCAGCAGUCUGAAGGAACAAAUGGAAGUUUUGCGAAAGCAGAACGAGCGCAUGUCCAAGCAAGUGGCGGACUUGAUGUCGGAAAAUAAGAAGAUGGUCGAACCCCUUAGCCAGGCCAGAGCGGAGGUCAUAGAAUACAGGAGGCAGCUGACGAAUUACGAAAAGGACAAGAUAUCCUUAGAGAACACCAAGAUAAAGCUGGGCCAGACGAGGAAGGAGUUCGAGGAUUUGAAAUGGGCCAACGAGGCCUUGGAGAUCAGGUUCGCCAAGCUGCAGGCCGAACAUCAGGAGCUGAAGAGGAGGUUCAAUCAGGCGGUGUUGGAGGUGCAGCAGAAGACCAGCCUGAAGAACGUCUUGUUGGAGAAGCGGGUCAGGGUGCUGGGGGAGAAUUUGGAGCAGAAAGACGCGCUCAUCGAGGAUCUGGUGGUGCAGUUGAAGGAUCCGCAGCACGCCGUCAAGACCAAUAAGAAAUUGGAGGAUAUCCUGAAUAAAAAGAACGCAACAAUAAACGAUCUUCAAUAUGAGCUGGCAAGGGUGUGUAAAGCCCACGACGAUCUUUUGGACACGUAUGAGGAGAAACUACACGAGUACGGUAUACCUAAAAUAGAACUGGGCUUCAUACCCCUGAGGACAGUGCCAGAAGGACAAGGUGGAUUACCAAAAGGUCCUGCCGGUCUUGUUACUAAGAAUAGAUGAGAAUUUUUGAUCAUUGCUCAUAUAUCCUGUUUUGAAUCUUUAUUAUACAAUUAUA
Molecule: messenger RNA, 1598 nt
Organism: Coccinella septempunctata (seven-spotted ladybird)
Lineage: Eukaryota; Metazoa; Arthropoda; Insecta; Coleoptera; Coccinellidae
Gene: Gas8
Product: dynein regulatory complex subunit 4
Exons: 10
Coding region: 119-1543 (474 amino acids)
Biological process (GO): cell motility
Cellular component (GO): Golgi apparatus; motile cilium; microtubule
Molecular function (GO): microtubule binding; small GTPase binding
Source: RefSeq, a predicted model, not a curated record